AUGCCGCUGGCGAGAUCCCUGUCCAUGACAUCUCUGAAUGGGCUUCUUCAGUGUGAGGAUGAAGACCUGCCCGUGGAGGAUUUGUUGCUCUUUGAAAUUUCUUGGGAAGUUACCAACAAAGUGGGAGGCAUUUACACUGUGAUCCAGACAAAAGCCAAAACUACAGCAGAUGAAUGGGGUGAAAACUAUUUCCUGAUUGGCCCCUAUUUUGAGCAGAAUGUGAAGACUCAGGUGGAAUUCUCUGAACCUCCAAACCCUGCAGUUAAGAAGGCAAUGGACACCAUGAAAAGCCAAGGGUUUCAGGUCUUUUUUGGAAGAUGGCUGAUAGAGGGCAGCCCAUAUGUCUUACUGUUUGAUAUAGGAUCAGCAGCUUGGAACCUGGACAAGUGGAAAAGUGGAUUUUGGGAAGUCAGCAACAUAGGGAUCCCUUUUCAUGACCGAGAAGCCAACGAUGCUGUGAUCUUUGGAUCAUUAACAGCCUGGUUUUUGAAAGAGCUUUCCUGUCAGUUUGAUGACAAACCCAAUAUAAUUGCCCACUUCCACGAGUGGCAGGCAGGAGUGGGUUUAAUCCUGUCUCGAUCACAGAAACUUCCUGUCGCCACGAUUUUUACUACCCAUGCAACUCUGCUUGGGAGAUACUUGUGUGCAGCCAGUAUUGACUUUUACAACAAUCUGGACCAGUUUGACAUUGACAAGGAGGCUGGAGAGAGGCAGAUUUACCAUCGGUACUGUAUGGAACGGGCAUCUGUGCAUUGUGCCCAUGUGUUCACCACAGUCUCCCAGAUCACAGCUACAGAAGCAGAACAUAUGCUUAAAAAAUGCCCUGAUGUUGUCACCCCAAAUGGCUUGAACAUUAAGAAAUUUUCAGCAAUGCAUGAGUUUCAGAAUUUGCAUUCCAUGUACAAGGCUAGGAUCCAAGAGUUCAUUCGAGGUCAUUUCUAUGGCCACCUUGACUUCGAUCUUGACAAGACUUUGUUUUUCUUCAUUGCUGGGAGAUAUGAGUUUUCCAACAAAGGAGCUGAUAUGUUUCUAGAAGCCUUAUCAAGAUUAAACUUUUUGCUGAGGGUUCACAAGACUGAUGUUACAGUUAUCGUGUUCUUUAUCAUGCCAGCAAAAACCAACAAUUUCAACGUGGAAACCUUGAAAGGACAAGCAGUCCGGAAGCAGCUCUGGGACACUGCACAAUCUGUGAAAGAAAAGUUUGGAAGGAAACUCUACAAUGCCUUGCUGAAAGGAGAAAUCCCAGACUUGAACAAGAUUCUUGACCGAGAUGACAUAAGCAUUAUGAAAAGAGCCAUCUUUUCAACUCAGAGACACUCUCUGCCUCCAGUGACCACCCACAAUAUGAUUGAUGACAGCAACGACCCAAUCCUCAAUACCAUCCGUCGCAUUGGGCUGUUCAACAACCGCACAGACCGUGUGAAGGUCAUCCUACAUCCAGAGUUUCUUUCUUCAACAAGUCCCUUGCUGCCCUUGGACUAUGAGGAGUUUGUUAGAGGCUGCCACCUUGGUGUAUUCCCAUCUUACUAUGAACCCUGGGGCUACACUCCAGCUGAGUGUACUGUGAUGGGCAUUCCCAGUGUAACCACAAACCUCUCUGGAUUCGGCUGUUUCAUGCAGGAACAUGUUGCUGACCCAGAAGCUUAUGGGAUCUAUAUCGUGGACAGGAGGUUCCGCUCACCAGACGAGUCGUGCAACCAGCUGACCCAGUUCCUGUAUGCUUUCUGCCAGCAGAACCGGCGCCAGAGGAUCAUCCAGAGGAACCGCACCGAGCGCCUCUCGGACCUCCUGGACUGGAAGUACCUGGGCAGGUAUUACAUGCAUGCCAGACACUUGGCCCUCAGCAGAACAUUCCCAGAUAAAUUUGAGAUGGAACCAAGUGCUCCUCCAAAGACGGAAGGUUUCAGAUUCCCCAGGCCUUCAUCGGUGCCGCCAUCGCCCUCUGCCUCCCAGCAUUCCAGCCCUCACCACAGCGAAGCUGAGGACGAAGAUGAGGAUGAGAGAUACGAUGAGGAUGAGGAAGCUGAAAGGGAUAGGCAGAACAUCAAGUCCCCCUUUUCCCUUGGAACCUUGCCUCAAGGAAAAAAGAAGCAUCACGGAGAAUACAGGAACUGAACUCAUUGCUCUCACCCUGGCAUUGCUCCCCAUCCGCUCAACAGUUUCUCCUGUAGGCUUGGCAAGCUUUGCGUUAAGGACGGUGUGAUGUAAUUUGGGGAACUUAACUGUUACUUGAGCUACACUUUUGGAAAGCCUAAUGUUAUUUCACCUUGAAAGUAGUUUAAAUGACAAUUUUUCAGUGCCCCUUUGAGGUAGAAGAGAUUUUUCAGGCUUAAUAAAACUAGAGAAUGAGGCAAUCUCCUCAGGAGUUUAUAAAAACUGUAGAUCAUACCUUUGUCUGUGGAAUCAUCUGUAUUAAUCAUAGUCUAGACAAAUAGCUACGUUUUGGGUAUCCCAAAGGAAUUUCUGCUUAAUUUAUGUUUCCCCUUUUCCCCUCCUAAACUAACAUGAACUUUAAACCAGAGCUCAAAAAAUUAGAGAAAAAAAGUGUUACACUGGAGAAAUAUUGGAAGAGUUAAAAAAGAUACACUGAAAAGAAAAUGGUCUUUCAUUUUCCUGAUGCUGUUUAUUGUAAGCUUACAUAAUUUAAAACACUUUUUCACAGCACACAGAAGUGUCUUGAUCCAGUGGUAAAACACACUUCCUGUGGAACAAUAUAAAGUCUUAUGCAGUGGGCAUUUGAGUUUUAGAGACAAAUGAAGUCAUCUUUCUGAGGCCAUUUAGACCCACAAUAAACAGCAGACCGUUUAUUUUCUGA
Molecule: messenger RNA, 2815 nt
Organism: Vidua chalybeata
Lineage: Eukaryota; Metazoa; Chordata; Aves; Passeriformes; Viduidae
Gene: GYS2
Product: glycogen synthase 2
Exons: 16
Coding region: 1-2115 (704 amino acids)
Biological process (GO): glycogen biosynthetic process
Cellular component (GO): cytoplasm
Molecular function (GO): alpha-1,4-glucan glucosyltransferase (UDP-glucose donor) activity
Source: RefSeq, a predicted model, not a curated record